This is a messenger RNA of Chara braunii, 7353 nucleotides long. Lineage: Eukaryota; Viridiplantae; Streptophyta; Charophyceae; Charales; Characeae. The record is from the annotation of a GenBank genome assembly.
GCAUCCACUCCAUGCACGCGCGGAGGCGGGCGCUGAUAUCGAAGUUGGUGUCAUCGGUAGGUAUGGGUCGACCUCUGGCACGCCUCGGACCCUUCCUUGCGGUCAUGGUGUGUUUGUUUGCACCUCGCAUGGAGGGCUGCAGCGACCGUUCUGGUGGGAACCAGGUACGGGGGGCUGCAGCGACCGUUCUGGGGGGAACGAGGUAUGGGGGGAUAGAGGAGGACGAAGAAGGGGGAGGAGGAGGAGGGCGAAGAGAAACGAAUAAGCGCUCCCGAGUGCCAUGGCCAUCCUUCCCGGGAAUGCACUCGCCACCGACACUUGGCCCACUUGGCUUCCAGGGUAAUGACGACGCGCGCAGGUCCCUUCAGGUGGCAUCAGGGGAGGUGUCUGUAAUGAAUCCGACUCUAGUUACUGGAAUUAGCGUGGUUGUUCGCAAGCCAGAGAUCCUCCCUAUUUUCAACCGGACGGAAUAUCUACUGAGCGUUAGUCGGUUAGUUGUUGCUCCUAAUGAAACCGCUGUCUACUAUGUAUUGACGGAGUUGUGUACGAGGCCCAGCCUGGAGUUAUAUUUACAGUCAAUCAGGAAGGCAGAUUUAGGGCUGCCGUUGCUGGGGAACGUGGGUGCGCAAGGAGAGGUGGUCACUUACAGUUGGCCUUCUGCCAAUGAGAGUGGGCCAGCAAAUCUUACGCCUACAGAUAUGUAUCUCUACGACACGGUUAGUAUAUUCUGCAUGGAUGUUUCUGGCUCGGGAAACCACCUUGUCCUAUCCACGCGGAAUGUACAUAAUCAGUAUCCGGACACGGAGAUUACCCUGCUAGACGUGAGAGAUGGCCAAUGGGUAGUGUUAGCAAAGGGCAAUUUCUCUCUGGAUUCGCUAGCGUAUGAUCCCACGAAGACUAGGCUUUAUACUGGCAACUUUUACGGAGGACAGAUCAUCGCCGCCCCGAUGAUGGUUGGAAAUGGCGACGUUCCCGCCGUGGAUGAAGGAUCCUUGAUGGUCACUACGCUUUCCAAUGGGGUGAGUGCUGUUUUUAGUGGCCGCAGCUUCGAUCCAAUGGGGAGGUGCCUCUACUUCUUAGAUGAUUUGAGCUCAUCAUCACUGUCUAGGUUAGAUCUUCAGUCCGCUGAAGGAAAUUUCACCGGCCUUAUCGACAUGUCAGAACUUGCUGGUUCAGGGCAGCCGUUUGGUCCACCACUCGUAACUAGCAACGGAUGCAAUCUCUUCAUCAUUGAUACUGGAGGCAUACUUCAUUGGAUUACACUCGACUCGCGCUGUGGCAGAGUCCGGACAGCCAGAACUGUUGCGAAUGUUACUGAUGUAUCGUGGUCCCGCACACGUCAUCGCUCCGGCUUUGACCUUCAUGACAACGGCUCCGCCGCGAGCCUAUACCUGGCUACGGAUCAUGCGAGCAUUCUUCGGCUGGAGUUGGAUAUCAGCGCUUUGCACUCCUGUGAUCAGUCCGAUGAUGACGCCAUGCCGAAUGCAACUGUGUCCGCGUCGGCUCCUCCUCCGCAGAGCGCGCCGACCAGCCUGCCAUCACUAUCUUUGGCAACGCCAUCGUCGAGCUCCUCGGCGAAGUCCGACCCAGCUGUGCCCGGGUCAUCCCCUCCUUCCAGCGCGCCAAGCAGCAUGCCGUCCGUGUCGUUGACACCAUCGCCGACCUCGCAGAAGAAGUUAUUACCUGAUAAGCCUCGAGAUGCGAAGGCGAACAUUAUUCUUGUAGUAUCUGUCGUUGUUCCCAUCGCGAUCUGUGUCGUGAGCUCCGCUCUGGUCGCUGGAGUCGUGUUAUUCCGGAGGAGGUCCCGACGGCGGCGGCAAGAUGCCACAGCAUCGGUGUUGUCGACGUCGGCGGUGAAACACUCCUUGCACGUCAGUAGAACGAGUAUCGAAGAAGAUGGCUCUGCUCAACGUGGCCGUGGGCUUCAGCCUGCCGGCGUUAAAGAGUUUUCCUUGGAGCAACUGGCCCACUGCACAAACAACUUCGACCACAUUUACCGGGUAGGCGAGAAGGGGGCGUUCGGGGAGGUGUUCUGGGGAUCGAUCGCGGACAGGCAGGUUGCCAUCAAGGUGAUGAUGGGAGAGCUCACGCCGGAGAAGCGGCAGCAGUUCGUGGCAGAGGUCAACACUCUCAGCCGGCUGCAUCACGCCAACCUCAUCGAGCUGAUAGGCUUCUGUCAGGCGGGAGAUCGGUCCAUGUUGGUCUACCCUUUCUUCUCGGGCGGCAGUUUGCACGCUCGGUUGCAUAACAGGGGCGGGAUACCGGGGAGGCAUCCUCUUCCGCCGCUGACGCUGGGCGAGCGCGUUUCCAUCGCGUAUCAGAUAGCGAGCGGGUUGAGCUACCUGCAUCAUGGUGCUAAUCCGCCGGUCAUUCAUCGGGAUAUCAAAAGCCUCAACGUCCUCCUGACUGACGGGUCGGGGGAGAAUCUCCACGCCGUCCUUGCGGAUUUCGGAUUGGCUGCCAUCGGGCAGAACAUCUUCGAGACGACGCGGAAGAGCUUCGUGGAGACGUCGCACAUCGCCGGCACGCACGGUUACAUGGCACCGGAGUACUGCCUAUCGGGUAGAUUGACAUUGAUGAACGACGUGUACGCGUUCGGGGUGAUCGUUCUAGAGUUGCUGAGCGGAAGGAGGGCGGCGACACCGCAAGAUCCUUCCUCAGGCGGCGGGUGGCUGACGAUCGUUGGUUGGGCCAAUGACCUUGCGCAGCGUGCGGACUGCGAUCUCCCAUGGGCACUCCUGGAUGAUCAUAUGCGGGGUGAGGUGGAGAGUAACUUGAAGAGCAAGCAUCAAGCGCAAGAGCUAACCUCGUUGGCGAUGGAUUGCGUUCACCUAUUGGAAGAGAGUAGGCCGACGAUGAAGGUCGUCCUGCACAGGCUUGAAAGUAUAGGAGCGGAGAUGGUGGCCAACAUCCAAGGAGCCAUGAAUAACGGUUCAAGUCAGGGCAGUGGCGUCUUGUUGCCUGCCCCGAACUCUUCUUACUCUUCGUCUUCUUCGCAAGGAACGGGGAUGGCCAGCAUGUCCAACGCCAUUGUACCGUAUCAAGCGACGCAGAACACGGUCAUUAACAACGCGGGAGCGAACAUCGGAGGAUUAAACGAUUUUCGAGGUAAUCAAGAUGGUCAACGUUAUUCGAAACCGUACUCAGGGAAUUACCGAUAUCAAGAUCGGGAUGAUCGUUUCGACAAAAUCUACGGACUACUAUCGGAGCAAGCGGAGGAACGGCAGCAGAAGAAACAAGAAGCAGCCAAGCUGGAGUUGCUGGAAGCUAAGAAGAAAAGACUACAGAUCGAAGAAGAGAAAAAUGCUCAAGCAAGAAAGGAGAAGGAAUUGCAGGAGGCGAGGUUGGGUAAAAUAGUUACGAGCAGCAUAAAAACUGUUUGCGAAUCUGUCCUGGGCAAGAAAGUCGAUCUCGCAGAUGAGGACGAGACGAGGACGAGACUGAUUCUGGAUGCGCUACGACGAGAGAAAGAGGCACUUCAGAAGGCGGACGCUAUGAGCAACGAAGAGGUGGUACUCAGAAAGGAAAUCGAGAUGCUGAAGGCACGCAACGAUAUCAACCAGUCAGCAAUGGCUUCAUCCGAGAACUCGCGCAGCGACGAGAUUGCUGCCCUGCGGCUACAGAUCCAAGAGCUCGAAGCUGUCCGGACAGCCUUGCAGGAUCGAAGCAGUGAGUUGGGUGUCCUUAGAGCAGAGAAUUCCUCCCUCAAGGACUUCCAAGAUCUCAGAGGGGAAAUCGCACAUCUGAAGAAUUCAUGUAAUAACAAGAGGGCCUCUGAUGCCAUCGCUGAGAAGAGUCCACCUGUCGAACCUGAUAAAGCCAGGCAGCGAAUGGUUCCCAUUGGUGACGCGGUGUAUACCCCGAAAGAUCUGGAGUCUCUCCAGAAGGCCUAUAAGAAGGCGCAGGAAGGUGAAGACAUGGCGAACAAGGAGAUCCAAGCUCUCAAAGAACGAGUGGCGAGAAUGGGUGCUCAACUGUUAACGAAGCAACGUGCCACCGGUAGGCGGUCGGCCGUAAGAAGAACUACACCGCGGAAUCUAAGGCCUACCUUGAGUGCGAUACACAUUGACGAUGAUGAUUCGGGUAAGGAAGGGAAUGCCAAAGCUACUCAGGAGACGCAUGAGGUAGCAGGUAAAGCAGAGGAUACCCAGCUACGGAACUCGAAGUUUCAGGAGGAGGAGCGGCGUGCAGUUCGUCAGGCGAAGAAAGCCGAUAUGCGGAAGAUGUGUGAUGAUGAAGGGAUCACAUACAUUAAGCUCGACCAGUCGAAAGCUGAUGUGGCUGAGAAUCGCGCGAGAAGGAGAUUCGCUGAUUGGUUGAAAGAUCAAGGUCUUCAAGACGAGGAUCACGAUGAACAGGACCAGGCCUACGCCACUUCCAGUGAAGAUGUUAAUGAUGAGAGAGGAGAGCUAGGGCCGCAGAGGCAAGCAGGACGUUCGCUAGCGAAGCCGCUGUUUCAGCAGCCAUGGCAACUGCUGCACAGCAGAGUUCCCAGGCAAGCAGCUCAGGGACCAUUGGAUCAACGGAAGAGUGAGUCGACUGGCGUGAUGGCAAGGCAACCGAUAGUGUUGACUCCUGAGGAGGUUGCCAUACAGCAAGCAGCCGUUUGCGAGGCACAGCUACAGAAGGCAUUAGGAGAUAUAAAAGUGGAAAAGGAAAGAAUGAUUAGAAGAAGAGCUAGGGUACAGCGUAGACAAGCGGACAUAGCGGAGGUAGAGGGUAUGGACCUGACAAACAUGGAUGCCGACGUGAGAACCCUACGGUCAGCACUACUUAGCAUAGUAGAAGUGCAAGACCAGCAAACGGAUCUCCUCACGAGCAUCCAGCAGAGCUUGGCCGUGCUGGUCGAGCGCAGUCAGGCAGCCCAACUGCCGUCAAGGCCCGGUGUCUGGCCCGGGAUACAGCCUCCUCCUUUUGUUCCACCGGUGACUGGGGUAUCCCCAUAUGUCACCUCAGUACCGGUCCAGACCGCUGCCCUCAGUAUGCCACUCACAGGAGGGUUCUCAGCAGGUCUUAGUGUACAAGUUCCUAUACAGACAUUGUUUACCCAACCUCCGUUACAGACUGCCAUGAGUGGGCAGCCUGUUGUCUCACAGUCUGUACAGCAGCAGGGCACACAGCCUAUGCAACAGCAAGUACAGCAACCUGCGCCCCAAGGUCCACAGCCUUUGGUGGGCCAGGUACCGGGAAAAACACAGUGGGUUCCAAAGACCGCAAUCGCCGCUCCUAAGCCUUUCACAGGGGAUAAGAAGGGCGAGGACCUCGACACAUGGUUGAGGUCAGUACCGGUCUACGUCCGAUGUAAACUCACCUUACCGCAUGAGGAAGUGCUUGUGGCUGCCUCCUACCUGGAGGGGAGUGCAGCGAGAUGGUGGAGUGGGUUAGUGCAGCUGCAGGGCUAUGGUCAUGAUUUCCGUGCUUGGUCAGCCAACCAAAAGCUUGAUGACUUCAUCAAGUUGGUUGAGGAAAGGUGGCAUGAUCCUCAGGAGGCCCAAAAGGCCACUGACACGAUCCUGACCUUGAGCUCUAGACAGUUCAAGUCAGUAAGAGACGCCACCGACGCUGUUGAGCGUUUGAUCUGUGUCCCGAUCGUGCGCUACGAUCCUCAGGUGUUGUUAACAACAUACCUGAGGUGCCUUCCAAUGCCACUAAGAAAUCAGCUGGCCAGCGAGGCCAACAUUAAUGUGCACAACUUUCCCUCGUUCAAUAAGAAGGCCCGAGACCUGGAGGCAAAGAUAGGGCAUGGACACACACCCACAACGGAUGGCAGGAGAAAGUCACUGCCUCCCAACUGGAAGGCCAAAGGCCGAAUCAUGUUCGUCGACAAAGAUGGUUACACCAUCGAAUUGGACGACGACUUCCAAAAGGGAGUAGGUGCAGAGGCAGGCAGCAUAAAAGCUUCAGGGGGUGAAGCAGUUGCUGCCACAGUCCAGCAAAAAGUCACCAUUGAUGCUAGCCAAUAUGACAUUGGUGCUGUACUUGCGCAGCAGGAGGGGAAAAAGUUGAGGCCCGUAGAGUACAUGUCAAAAAAGAUGCCCUCUCAGAAGUUGACAAAGUCCACAUACGAGAAGGAGCUUUACGCAAUCUUAAAGGCCUUGACACAUUGGAGGCACUACCUCCUUGGGCGCUUCUUCUAUGUCAGGACUGAUCAUCAGACCCUGAGAUGGAUGAAGAAUCAACCGGUGCUCUCUGACGCUCUAAAGCGUUGGAUUGAAGUCAUAGAGCAGUAUGACUUCGUACCCCAGUACAUCAAGGGGGAGUACAACAAGGUCGCGGAUGCAUUGUCACGUAGACCAAACUUCUCCAGUGCGUUGAUCACUGAGUUUGGGCUUGAGGACAAUGUUACUCAGUCUUUGGUGGAAGCCUAUCGCGAGGACCAGUUCAUGUCUGAGAUCAUUCGCAGACUCGAAGCGAAGGAUAAGUCAACUUCCACUGAGUUUCAGUUGGGUAACGGAAUGCUGUUCCUUGAGAAGGAAGGGAAUAAACGUCUCUGUGUGCCGGAUAGAGAGCCUUUGCGUAGUUUGCUUUUAGGAGAGUGUCAUAAUGCCACCGGACAUUUUGGCUUUAAAAAGACUGCAGCCAAUCUGCUGCAGCGGUUCUGGUGGCCCACGAUGAUGAAGGACGCCAAGCUGUACGUGGAAACUUGUCAGGUCUGUCAGAGAGACAAGCCAUGUACACAGGCCCCUCUUGGGCUUCUAAAGCCGCUUCCGAUUCUGGAAAGGCCUGGUGAGAGUCUGUCCAUGGACUUCAUGGGUACUCUGGUCACCAGCAAGAGUGGAAUGCGCUACGUCUAUGUCAUUGUGGAUAGGUUUAGUAAGUACGCUAGGUUAGUCGCAAUGCCUGCAACAGCUAAGACUGAGUAUGUGAUCAAGUUGUUCAAAGAGAAAAGAGAUUUUGGGCUGCCAAAGUAUAUAGUUAGUGACCGGGAUGUGCGAUUCACCAGUGAACUGUGGAAAGCUGCAGCUGCAGAGCAGGGCACACAGCUGCAAAUGACAUCAGGCAACCAUCCAGAAGCGAAUGGGCAGGCAGAGCAGUUGAACCGCGCUGUACAACAUCUGUUGAGGCAUUACAUCAAGCCAAAUCAGGUGGACUGGAUGAGAAACUUGCCCUCAUCUUCAGCCUGUACAACAAUGCAGUGCACACCGCUACGGGAGUAAGCCCGAACAGCUUGCUACUGACUUUCAAGCCUAAACUGCCUUUGGACUUCCUACUACCUGAGAAUCAGCCAUCUGCUGCACCAGGCACCUUAGAGUUUGCUUAUCGAUAUGAGCAUCUGAUGCAGCAGGCUGUUGAGCAGAUGCACAAAGCGCAGGCGGCAAUGAUAGAGUCUGAGAACAAACACAGCCGCCCAUC